Messenger RNA from Triplophysa rosa, 1317 nucleotides. RefSeq names its product endonuclease domain-containing 1 protein-like. Gene Ontology annotation, molecular function: hydrolase activity; nucleic acid binding; metal ion binding. Lineage: Eukaryota; Metazoa; Chordata; Actinopteri; Cypriniformes; Nemacheilidae. Bases 286 to 1137 code for a protein of 283 amino acids. The transcript is spliced from 2 exons. The record is from RefSeq and is a predicted model, not a curated record.
AGCAUGUUUUUUUAAGUCGUCAUUUGCACUCUGACCACAAUUUGGUUUAGUGCAGCUUUGUGCAGCUUGAGAAGUGUGAAAAAAAACUUAACACUUGCAUACAAGUUGUUUAGUGUGUAAAACUUCUCAAGAAUAGGUGUGACGUGUGUGUGGGUUAAAGAUCGCUAUCUGUCCUGCUAAACUAUUUAAGUGCAUAAAGGAGGAACAUCGGUUCUAAAGGAGGCUCUCGGCAUUCGUGUUUCCAUAGUAAUGUCAGUUUAGUGAUUGAAUUGAACACAGGUGAGAAUGCGUCUGUUAGUUGCGGGUAUCGUCUGCGUUCUGCUGGCGCUGAGCUUUCCAGGCAUCGACUCCAGAGUGGUAAAGAAAUUCACUAAUUGCAGCGAGUUGUUUUUUAAAGAAAAGCCUCCAGUGAUUCCUGGCAUUCUGGAGAAAUCAGAGCCACAGAUUGCUGGUUUCAGAGUAAUCUGUCAAAAAUAUAAGAACAAGAUCAGGUUCGCGACACUCUACAACACCACAGGCAAGAUUCCAGUUUUCUCUGCGUACAAAUACACCGGGACCAAUCAUUUCAAGAGGCUACAAACUCCAAACGUCUGGAUGACCGAGUUACAGCUUGAACCCUUGUCUGCUGCUGACAUGCAUGAGCCGUUUGCCAAGCAGGCUAGACAUGAAGACUACUUAAUAAAGAACUCACUCAACUAUUUCCCUGGUACCUUAUUUCCUACAAGUCACGCAGCUGAUGAAGAUACGGCUCAAUCUGCAUAUACACUGACCAACUGUGUGCCAGAGAAAAAAGGCUUUAGAGAAGGAAUGUGGAAUCUUGUGGAAAAUGAAAUUAAGGUCAAUAUGGACAAUAACUGUCGUGAUAAUAAUAACAGAACUGUUGCCUAUGUGCUGACAGGGGUCAUACCUGGUAAAGACACGCUGAAUAAGAGAGUGAACGUUCCAUCACGCAUGUGGACGGCGUUUUGCUGCUAUAACAAUGCAACAGCAUCAUGGGUCUCUCAAACUUAUAAUGCCGCCACAAACAUGUAUUACAACAAUAGUAACAUCGCGCUCAAGAGCUUGGAAUAUUUACAGACAAUCCUGCGUGAUAAAUGGGGUAAAAAACUUGAGCUGUUUAACAAGAACUGUACGUAAAUAAAAGACAGCCAUCUUCAUUCAGAGCAGUGCAGAUCAGACGCUUGAGAAUUCAGAAUAACCUAUUAAAAUGAUAAUUUACUGUUUAAGGGAGAAGACGUUUACUUUUCUUGAAAAAUGUUUAUUCUAAGAAAGAAAUGUGUGUAUCUGGCAUCUUUAAUAAAGCUUGCGCAUGCAAAU